UAAUAUUUUAUUUGUUUAUUAGCUGCGGUGUUUUAAGAAAAGUAAAUUAAAUAAAUAAUGUCAGACUACGAAAAUAUUCGCAUAAAAAAGUUGGUCCUAAAGGGAGAGAAACACAAAAAAAGUAAAAAACGUAGGAAGGAAAAGGAACACAAGGACGACGAUGCAUCCACAUCCAAACGAAGCAAGUCGGCUACUGACGAGGAUGCAGUGCAUCAUGGUGGCUGGUGGACGGCGACGACUGCAGCGAAUAUCGUCGGUUCGGUGGCCAUUGAGUUUGGCGAUCGCUGUUAUUUGAAGGCGUUGGACAAUGGAUUGUUUACACUGGGCGCACCGCACAAUCAAGGCGAUGGUCCUGAUCCAGAAGAGAUAUUUACGGCAUUUCCAAUUAACGACCGCAAGGUGUCCUUCAAAUCGGGUUACGGAAAAUAUGUAAAAAUUGAAAAGGAUGGUAUGGUUACGGGAAGAUCUGAAGCAGUUGGUAGCAUGGAACAAUGGGAGCCUGUUUUCGAGGGCAAACAAAUGGCAUUAUUGUCGGAAACGGGUCACUUCAUGUCCAUUGAUCCUGAGGAUGAUGCUUGUGUUGCUCUGCAUAAAAAAGUGGGAGAUCAGGAAAUCUGUCGAGUGCGUACGAAUGCAGCCAGGGACGUUGUUGUUGACGACCAACCGAAAGAAGAGAAAGGCGACUUGGGCGAAGUUGAGAAAAAUUAUGUCAAAAAGUUUCAAAAGUUCCAGGACAAGAAAAUGCGCAUUAGCAAGAACACUAUCAAGGAGCUGGAAGAGGCCAAGGCCCAAGGACUUUUACAUGAAACGCUUUUGGACAGGCGUAGCAAAAUGAAAGCAGACCGUUAUUGCAAAUAAAUCGUAAUAACUAAUAAAUAUUUGUUUAAUGAUAGAGCAUUAA
Messenger RNA from Drosophila innubila, 901 nucleotides. It is a transcript of the gene FRG1, whose product is annotated as protein FRG1 homolog. Gene Ontology annotation, cellular component: catalytic step 2 spliceosome; striated muscle dense body; nucleolus. The transcript is spliced from 5 exons. The record is from RefSeq and is a predicted model, not a curated record. Gene Ontology annotation, molecular function: actin filament binding. Lineage: Eukaryota; Metazoa; Arthropoda; Insecta; Diptera; Drosophilidae. The coding region runs from base 58 to 858 and encodes 266 amino acids.